CAGUUACAGGGAGCACCACCAGGGAACAUCUCAGGGAGACUGGUUGCAAGCAGUGGGGCUUACAGUCUGCCUGCUGGUCUCUCCGCCACCCUGUGGGGAGAGCCUUGCCUUGGCAUCCCUUGUGUUUGACUGCAAAGAAACCCGCGUGGAGGAAGGAGUUACCCAAUUUGGCCCGGCAGAAACUCCGCUGAGCGCAACUUGCCUCCACAAUGCUCCUCCUGUUGCUGGGCAUCAUCGUCCUCCACGUCGCAGUGCUGGUGCUGCUCUUCGUCUCCACGAUUGUCAGCCAAUGGAUCGUGGGCAAUGGACACGCAACCGACCUCUGGCAGAACUGUAGCACCUCUUCCUCGGGCACCGUCCACCACUGUUACUCAUCAUCCGCGAACGAAUGGCUGCAGUCUGUCCAGGCCACCAUGAUCCUGUCCAUCAUCUUCAGUGUUCUGUCCCUGUUCCUGUUCUUCUGCCAGCUCUUCACCCUCACCAAAGGGGGCCGGUUUUACAUCACUGGAGUCUUCCAAAUCCUUGCCGGUCUGUGCGUGAUGAGCGCAGCAUCCAUCUACACGGUGAGGCACCCGGAAUGGCAUUUCAACUCUGAGUACUCCUAUGGCUUUGCCUACAUCCUGGCCUGGGUGGCCUUCCCUCUGGCCCUGCUCAGCGGCGUCAUAUACGUGAUCUUGCGGAAACGCGAAUGAGGCUCCCAGACAGCUGGUCUGAGGCACUGAGCAUACAUAGGGGAAGGGAGGAAGGAAACCAGAAACCAGAAGAAAAAAAGACAAAAAGACAAAAAAAAAAAGAGCUAGUCAAAAAACCCAAACUCAAACCAAACCAAACAGAAAGCAGUUGAAGGGGGGGUUAGUGUUGACUGAAGAUGUAUAUAAUAUCUACGGUUUAUAAACCUAUUUAUAACACUUUUUACAUAUAUGUACAUAGUAUUGUUUGCUUUUUAUGUUGACCAUCAGCCUUGUGUUGAAUCCUAAAGAAGUAGCUAAGGAACUUUACAUCCUAACCGUGUAAUCGAGCUCAGUAUUUUUGUUCUGUUUUUUGUUCUUUUUGUUUUGCCCGGACAUGAAAUAACUCCGUCUUGCCCCUUCCCUUUUAUCUGAAAGAAGAUACCUCCCUUCCACUCCACCUCAUUAGAAAACCAAAGUAUGGGUAGAAACUCCGAAUGGCCAAAAGCCCUUAAAUUGUGGGUGACCCAGUGCAUCUCGCACAGAGACGGGCACCGCCCACACCUCUGUGCGAAGCCUCACACUCACAUGGACAAAACCCCCAAACUGGAGCCCUCGGCAAAAACAUGGCUUGUGGCCUUGGAAUACUUGCCCUUGACGGUGGGUGUCUCAGUCACACGUCGAGAUGAGAAAUCGGUGACAACAAACCUAUGAAAUGGUGCUAUGUAUUUACCAUUCCUUAUUAUCACUAAUCAUCUAAACUACUCACUGGAAAUUCAAUUAACGAUUUUACGACAUAAAGUAGAAUGGAGACCUGAAUAAUUCUCUGUACUAUAAAUGGUUUAUAACUGCUUUUGUACCUAGCUAGGCUGCAGUUAUUACAAUAAUAAAGAAAUAAUAAACACAGCUUUUAUCGCUCCCACAUUCUUCUUACGGUCGGAGCAUCGGGACAAGCCUCUAGACGCCCCCCUGCCUGGGACUGUGCAUUCCCAGGGCUCAGCUGGGUCUAGACUGUUCUCUGCUUCCAAGGACUGUCUGGCAAUGACUCGUACUGGCCACCAACUGUAGAUGUAUAUACGGUGCCCUUCUGAUGCUAAGACUCCAGACCUUUUUUUUUUUUUUGGCUUUGCUUUUCCUGAUUUUAUACCAACUGUGUGGACUAAGAUGCAUUAAAAUAAACAUCAGAGUAA
Molecule: messenger RNA, 1858 nt
Organism: Odobenus rosmarus divergens (Pacific walrus)
Lineage: Eukaryota; Metazoa; Chordata; Mammalia; Carnivora; Odobenidae
Gene: PMP22
Product: peripheral myelin protein 22
Exons: 5
Coding region: 210-692 (160 amino acids)
Cellular component (GO): plasma membrane
Source: RefSeq, a predicted model, not a curated record